Durio zibethinus is the source of this 2135-nucleotide messenger RNA. RefSeq names its product calcium-dependent protein kinase SK5-like. NCBI's taxonomy places the organism in Eukaryota, Viridiplantae, Streptophyta, Magnoliopsida, Malvales, Malvaceae. The record is from RefSeq and is a predicted model, not a curated record. Gene Ontology annotation, biological process: protein phosphorylation. Gene Ontology annotation, molecular function: calcium ion binding; ATP binding; protein kinase activity.
CCAUUGUAUUUGUAUCAUCGUCAAGGUCUUUGCUCUACUUUUUUUCUUUGAGUACCUCCACCACAUCCAUCCAUGGCAUAUUAUAUAAAAUAAGAUUAAUGGAAGAUUAUUUGACAUUGACAGUGACAACAAUCUUUCUCUCUCUUAAUCGAAGUGAAACAAAGCAAGAAAACCAAGAAAACAAUGAGCAAAACAAGCUCUGGGACAAAACCCACACGGGUCCUUCCCUACCAGACCCCAAGCCUGACGGACCAUUACAGCACAGGAAAGAAGCUUGGGCAAGGCCAGUUUGGGACCACAUACCUGUGCAUCCACAAGUCAACAGGGCAGCAGUACGCCUGUAAGUCAAUCCCAAAGCGGAAGCUGAUUUGCCAAGAGGACUACGAGGACGUUUGGAGAGAAAUCCAGAUAAUGCACCACCUCUCGGAGCACCCACAUGUGGUCAGGAUCAGGGGCACCUAUGAGGACCAACUUUCUGUGCACUUGGUCAUGGAGCUCUGUGAGGGUGGUGAACUUUUUGAUAGGAUAGUCGAGAAAGGUCAUUAUAGCGAGAGGGAGGCUGCCAAAUUGAUCAAAACCAUCGUUGGAGUUGUUGAGACUUGCCAUUCUCUUGGGGUCAUGCACAGAGAUCUUAAGCCUGAGAACUUCUUGUUUGAUACUAUUGAGGAAGAUGCCGCCCUCAAGGCCACUGAUUUUGGGUUGUCUGUUUUCUACAAGCCAGGUGAAUCUUUUUCUGAUGUUGUUGGGAGUCCAUACUAUGUUGCACCAGAGGUUUUACGGAAGCAUUAUGGACUUGAAGCAGAUGUGUGGAGUGCUGGUGUUAUUCUUUACAUAUUAUUAAGUGGGGUGCCUCCAUUUUGGGCAGAAACUGAAAUGGGGAUCUUCCGGCAGAUUUUACAAGGGAAAAUAGAUUUUGAUUCAGAACCAUGGCCUGCUAUUUCUGAAAGUGCUAAGGAUCUCGUACGAAAAAUGCUUGACCGUAACCCAAAGAGAAGGCUAACUGCUCAUCAAGUCUUAUGCCACCCAUGGAUUGUAGACGACACAAUUGCGCCCGAUAAACCUCUUGAUUCUGCAGUAUUGUCACGCCUGAAGCAGUUCUCAGCAAUGAACAAGCUUAAGAAGAUGGCUUUGCGAGUUAUAGCAGAAAGGCUUUCAGAAGAAGAAAUUGGUGGUCUCAAAGAGUUAUUCAAAAUGAUUGAUACUGACAACAGUGGAACAAUAACAUUUGAAGAAUUAAAAGAUGGCCUGAAGCGAGUGGGUUCUGAACUUAUGGAAUCUGAGAUCAAAGAUCUUAUGGAUGCAGCAGAUAUUGACAACAGUGGAACUAUUGAUUAUGGUGAAUUCCUUGCUGCUACAGUGCACCUGAAUAAACUGGAAAGGGAGGAGAAUCUGGUGUCUGCCUUCUCCUUUUUUGACAAAGAUGGUAGUGGAUACAUAACCAUCGAUGAACUUCAACAAGCCUGCAAAGAGUUUGGAUUAAGCGACGUCCAUCUUGAUGAGAUGAUCAAAGAAAUUGAUCAAGAUAAUGUAUUGUCAGAACUCGGGAUGUGAUUUUGUCAAUCUAUGGAUUUUGGGAAAGUGCUCAAAGACACGUCCUUUUUCUUCCAUUCCUUUAAAUACAUAACUGCCCAUUCCAGACACUGGAUCGAUAUUCCGCAUCAAGACUUACAACCAUGACUCUUAUGUUCAAUAAAGACAACAAAAUCAACUUAUUCACCUGUUGCAUCAACCCUUGCAACAGAGUAUUAACCUGGAGUUCCACCAAAGGCAGAUCUCUACGUGCAAUACUAGUGUCUAUGCACACCUAGAAGGAAGCUUUUUUUCUGGAUGCCUUGGACACCUUCGAAAAAAAUCUCGAAUUUGGUUAUUCAUCCGUAAGGAAAACACAUAACAUGAACCGAUUUAUCAUACUUUUCCUCGCUAUAGUAUUUUGUUUUCCUACGGAAAGCAUUCAUUGUUGACAGUCUAGAUGAUUAGUAUAAGACAAUACCAGCAUACCAGCUGAAGAAAAUCAACUAGCGAAGAUUUAUAAGUCCAGUGGAACUGAUAAAUUCUAGAAGUAAUGCUAACUGACAGUUUCAGACAACCAAAUCCAAGGCACCGAACUUCAGGAGUAGGGAAGAAACUUGAAAUGA